This is a messenger RNA of Ostrea edulis (European flat oyster), 2534 nucleotides long. Its product is annotated as RING finger protein 145-like. The record is from RefSeq and is a predicted model, not a curated record. NCBI's taxonomy places the organism in Eukaryota, Metazoa, Mollusca, Bivalvia, Ostreida, Ostreidae. Bases 354 to 2018 code for a protein of 554 amino acids. The transcript is spliced from 2 exons. Gene Ontology annotation, molecular function: zinc ion binding; ubiquitin protein ligase activity. Gene Ontology annotation, cellular component: endomembrane system; endoplasmic reticulum.
UGAUGGAAAUAUAAAACAUAGUAUAUAAAAAAGCGUUAAACAGCUAUUUUAUCGUUCGUCUUAAACUUAAGGCACGGUACUGUAGUAAUAAAUCACAGAGUUUUAUACCAAUAAACCACCGGUGAUCUGACUGACUGUAGGCUUACCUCUAGAUGUCUGUGACGAUAAACUGACUGACUGUAGACCUACCUCUAGAUGUAAAUGUGACUGUCGAUUGAUUUAUCUUCUGAAUAUGCACUAGAUGGCCGAGUGAAGUGAUGUCCUACAGCCUCGUAGAUAUAUGUACGUGUGCCCGCGAUAGAUAAUUUAACAGUGUGUUUACAAACUGGACAAAAUUACUUGAAUUGAAUAACAUGGUGUUUGUGUUUUUUCCCCGUGUACAACUGUUGGCAAUACUGACCGCUGUUUUGAGACUUCCAGCAUUCUUUAUCUUGGAAUCCUGCUUCCUGUUUGGUUCUCAAUCCACGCUGUUCCAGCAAGCUGCCGCCGCUAUCACAGCACUCUCCCUGGCGGUAGUGAUGACACUGUCACGGCGAGCUCAUCUAUUUCUGCUGUACAGAUUCUUGGCUGCAGUAUUCAGUGUGGUAUCUGCUAAAUACGUCAUGGAUUCGGCGGUUGAUGCCAUGGAAACCAACAACAUGGUUCUAAUUAUGAAGACUUUUGCUAUUUAUUGCGUUCUUGCACAAUUCACGGCCUACUUAUUGAAAGUACAAAUGUCAAACAUUUCGUUCCUUAUAGUGUAUUCACUUCCGGUCAUAACAAGAUAUAUCGUGCUCCGUUUCCCAUUUGGUCACGUGCAGUAUUUGGCUGAAGGACUGUCAACAUGUCACUUCAUCUACCUCGUGCUGAGUGCGGUUAACACUGCUAUGGGGAGACUGUCAAAAUACCUCACCCGGUGGAAUGGUUUAGUGCAGUUUUCCGAGUUGCACCCCGAUUUGAGGACCAUUUCCCAUCAGCUUGUGUUAUUUUGGCUGGUUUCCUUUACUUACAAUGUAGUUUACUACACCACUCAAACCACUGAUGAACACUUUCUGUAUCUGUCUCAGAUGGACUGGGUGACAUUUGUGUGUGCGUGUGCUGGGGAGUGUUGCAGGACCCCUGUUGGUCUUGUUGCUACGUGUGUCGCGGUCUUCUACGCUUUUCGUUACUUGUAUGACUGGGGGUACUCUCUCACUAGAAAUGAUGAUUUAGACAACUGGCUGGAGGAACAUGAGUUAGUCAUGCAUCUGAUCUGCAUCGGGUUCGGGAAUCUGGCAUUAAAUCAAACCACGAAACAUCUAGAUCUCAAACACGGAGCCUUCAUCAUGAAAAUCACAAUUCUCUUCGCGGCGGCCAUCUUCCUAAAUUGUAUCUUCGGAAUGAUAGACCCAGUGCUCUUGACAUUCAGUGCAUUACCUACCACAAAGCCAUCCAAACACAUCCGGGCACUCUUCAUCUACAUUUUUCUCGCGGCCUCUUCAUUGUUUGUUGUAUACAUGGUAUGUCAGAUGGUUUCUAUAUCCGCGACUUUCCCAGUGACAAUCCUGUGUUUAUCUACUAGUCUUCAAGUGCUGGCCUCCGUUACCACCUACGUUUUGUACAUGUGCGAUUGCGCCUCAUCACACCCCAUCGAGAACCUGGAUGAUAUAGUCUCCUACAUCCAGUCUACGGUCAGGACUCUCGACUUUAUAGGAUUCGCAUUUCUAGCAUGUACAGGAAUGUGGGUUAUAAAAACAGAGCAAUUAAGCUGGAUUCAGACCGUCCUUAUUCUGCAGUGCUACAGCAACGUUUGGAAACGGUUACAAAAUGGCUGGAAAAAUUUUCUGUUGUGGAGGCACACGAAAAAGAUCGAUUCCUUUGCAACUGCUUCCAAGUCAGAAAUAAGCGCACAUGACGAUGUAUGUUCUAUUUGCCGUCAAUCCAUGUCGUCUGCCAUAGUUACUCCAUGUGGUCACCUUUUUCAUAGAACAUGUCUAAAGAAAUGUAUGGACAUUAAAGACUCUUGUCCACUCUGUUCUCGCAAACUCAACGUUAGCUAGAAGAAUGACUUCUCUCGAUAUUGUCCAUACACAAUGUCAUGUCUCUCACUGCAUCAGGCAUUCACUUCGGGUUUGUUUGUGGGGGGUUCUACCUAGCAGGAUAGCACGUGACCGUACACGAUUGAAUGUCCCUCUCGAGAAUUUUUCACUCAUAUAGAGACGUCACCAUUGCCGGUGAAGGGCUGCAAAAUUUAGGUCUAUCCUCGGCGCUUAAGGUUUUUGAGCAGGGAGUGACCUUUAUCGUGCCACACCUGCUGUGACACGGGACCUGGGGUUUUACGGUCUCAUCCAAAGGACCGUCCCAUUUAGUCGCCUCUUUCGACAAGCAAGGGGUACUAACCCGGAUCUCCAUGGGGACCGUACACAUGAAGGAAAAGUCAGCUUGCGCAUGCACAUGUACAUGUUUAUAGGGAUCGGUAGAAACAAUUGUCAAGAGAAUAUUUAAAAAAAAAUGUUCUCGGUGGUUUGUGAAACACAUUUUUCGAGUUCUUAAUAAAAAAAUAAAAUAAAUCCCAA